AAAGGUGCAUAUGGCGCAUUGAUGGAUGACGACGGCGCUGGGGACAGCUUUUGCGAAGAAGACAUCGAACAGAUCCUGGAACGUCGUACUCAGGUCAUCACGGUAGCGCAAGACUCAGGCUCGUCGUUCUCCAAAGCUAGCUUUGCCCACACGGAAAAUAGAUCCGAUAUAGACGUUGACGAUCCUGAUUUCUGGCAGAAGUGGGCUAGAAAAGCGGAGAUCGAUACCGAAAUAGAUAAGAAAGAACUUAUCAUGGACACACCGAGAAAGAGAACGCAGACACGCCGCUUUGGAAACGAUGAAUCCGUCAUGGACAUCUCCGAGCUUGAAACUUCUUCUGACAGUGAAGAUGGUGGUAUGACGACUCGACGUGGCCGCCCGUCGCGUCCGCGCAGAGGGCGACAUGGAGAUGAAGAAGACCCGUCUUACGGAAGCAAGUGGACCAAGAGUGAUUGCAUCGCCGUGGAAAAGAUGCUUCUCACAUGGGGAUGGGGUCGUUGGAAUGACGCAGUUACGAUGGGUGGCUUCCGCAGAAUAUGGACUGAAUCUGAUUUGGAAGACUGUUCUCGUUUGAUUGUACUCUACUGCCUGCAAGUGUAUCGUGGUGAUGACAAAAUCAAGGCUUUCAUCUGGGACCUUAUUGCACCUAAGACGGACGAUGCAAAUCCGAUUCGCGGGAACCACGUCGGCCUUUCGUCUCCGGUUCCUCGUGGGCGUAAGAGCAAGAAGAAAAAGGAUAAAGAUAGAGAAAAGGAUAAACCCUCGACGAGUGCGAUAAUGGGCGCUGAAUCCGGGGUCGCAGACUGGAGUCAAGACGAGCGCUACGAUGCGUCGUUCUACUUGGACGGUGCCUACAAGAGACACCUUAAUCGCCAAGCGAAUAAAGUUCUUCUGCGCAUCCGCCUGCUGUAUUACAUAAAACAGGAGAUCAUAGGACCUGCUCUGAACGAAAUUCAGCAAUUUUUGCCGGUCCAUGAGGUGCCGAUAUUCCCACCUCCGUGCGAUCUUCCCCCUGAGCCAUGGUGGGAUGCAGACUGUGACAAAUCGUUGAUCAUUGGAACUUACAAGCAUGGAUACGAGAAAUUUAUCGCUAUGCGUUUGGACCCCACACUGAUCUUCUUGUCCAAACUCGGUCCACCGGACACGAACGAGCUACUCGAGGAAAUGCGGAGCAGUGACGCGGCCUUGGACGAUGUUCCCGACGAGGAAGUCGAGCCUGAGCCGAGAGAUGAGGACGAUGACGAAAAAAGCAAGGAGGCGGAAACCCAGAACUCCGAAGUCGAAGUUGGGGCGUCAGAGACGAAAACGAAGCAGGUUAAAGAAGAAUCCUCUGGAUCUGCGGGGCUAGUUAUCAAGUGGCCUACGUCGGCAGACCUGAACACCCGUCUCCGUCGUCUGGUGACAUGCUACCAGCGCAACUACAAACGGGAAGAGCAGAAGAUAGCCGCAAGAGCUAAGCGCUUGGAAAAGCAGGGAAGGAUGGAAAAUCUUGUCCGAGAACGGGAAGCAAAACGCGUUGAACAACAGCGCCGCUGGACGAAACGAGAAGAAACGGAAUUCUUUCGUGUGCUGUCGUCUUUCGGUUUGGAGUAUGACAAGUCCAAGAACAAUUACGACUGGGACCGAUUUCGGCAUUUGGCCGGUUUGGAGCGCAAGACGGACGAGAUGAUGAAUGAGUAUCUCCGGGGUUUCCUGGCCAUGUGCAAGAGGGUAACUGGACAAAAGUUGACCGAAGAAGAAGAUUUGUUGCAAAUGACGAUUGAGCCAAUCGCAGAGGACCGAGCCAAGCGUCUGCUGAAUCGCUUAGAUCUGAUGAGCAAGUUGCGUGAAGACGUUCUGAGUCGUAAAGAUUUGCUGAGACGACUAAUAGAAUUGCCAUGUCCGUCUUCGCCUCUUCUUCCGUCGUGGUGGAUCCCAGCGAAGCACGACCGAGAUCUUCUAAUCGGGGUUGCGAGGUAUGGCUUCAGUCGCACUGAUUACUACAUUGUGACGGAUCCGACCCUGGCUUUCAAGGACGUUGUUCAACGUUACAUUACCGGCGAGUCGCUCGCUAACGACAAAGAAAAGCGAGCAUGGGAUAAACGUGCAGUAAAGAUAAAGCAGGAUGAAGACGUCGCGCUUGUGAAGAAAACUAUUGAAACCGAGAAGACGACGGAAAAGGAACCAAGUGAUGCAAAACUUGCCUCAGAGGACUCUUCGGCAAUAACUGCGGAAUUGAACCACAAAGAAACAGAAAAGCAAGUUGAGCAUCGCGUCGAAAAGCUCGAUUCUGAAGAUGUGACGAAGGAAACGGCUUCCGAAAACAAGCCGGAAACGCAAAGACAAACCGGAGAAUCUCUCAAAAGUCCGACGAAGUUGACCGAAUCUAUGGACGCUGACGUUGCUGCUGUGGAGCCUGAAGAUGAGGAAGGGGUAACCGUUCGCAAGACGGAAUUUGCCGAAACCGAGAAGGCAGUAGACGGAGAACGUGGGACGAACGUUGAAGAUCAGCAAGGGACCGAGGCGGAGAGAUUUUCUGAUGACGGAGACAAGGCAGUGUCUUUGAGAAAAGACGAGUCAUCACCUGACCAUGGUCCUCUUAGUGAAAUUCGUGCUACAAGCCAUAUCGAGAUUUCCAGUCAAUCCCCUCUGCAACAUUCCCCUGCUGAAGAUGAGGACGAUUGUCCUACCGUCUCCGCUGAUGAUUCGAAGCAAGUGGAGAAAACACCGAACGAUGCUCCGGAAGUCUCCGCAGAUGCCAUUACCGAGUUAGCUAGUGUUGACCAUUCGUGCGAAAAGGCAGAAAAAAUGGAAAUCUCGGAGGUGGAGGAGUGUCAGGAUAAUGAUGAAAAGAAAGUCAAGCUUGAAGACCCAAGUAAGGACGAGAAGGAGGUUUCCUUGUCAACGCCCGCUGUUCAUGCAAUAGAUGCCGAGAGUCCAAAAGCGGGGAAUAUUGUCGUGAAAGUCGAAGAUGAGGAAGACGACGAGGACGAGAAUGAAGCAGCGAAAGUAGAUCCUUCACUGUUCGGCGAUAAGGAAGCCAUAAAGCGUCAUCCCAUUUUGAAGUUCAUGAAAAGAGAGUUGACUCCUGAAGUAAUCUUGAGUGCCAUCGUGCAGCCACCGGAUCUGCCGCCGGGUUUGCGCCCGAAAAGCUUCAUUUCACCCUACUCAAAGUUCAUGGAUUACCGCGAUGGACCCGCAAUUCAGGAGUUUCCGUCCGACAGUCCUAUGGCCCACUUGCUCUCGCAAUCGUACGCCAAUCCGAUCUGUUGGCCGAGGGACCGUGUCACGUUGUGGCGAGUGGAGGCUCUGAUGGAGGCCUUGGAGAUCGGCAAAUGGCCGACAUGGAAACCUGACCCACUACUCACGGAUGAUGUUAUCGUCGGGGGACAACGCGUGUCAACACCAGACAGUAUCACGGGCUUGCCCUCUGUGCCGAUGCCCGUGAACCACGACAGCGCUUUUACUAAUUCGAUGUUCGAAUCCUCCCCUGCGCAUUCGCCGUCGCUGACGCCGAGAAUCGAUGCGAGCUUGAUUCACGGUGGAUCGCCCAUUUCAAUAACUCCGAUUUCUGCCGCGUCGUCGAGCGCCUCCCAUUACUUCCUGGGCCAAGGAACAAGUUAUUCUGAUCAAACUCGCGGAAAUUUGACGCAGUCUCAGUUGACGCAAGCGUUGCGCGGCGUCACAGCUGGAGGACGCGCAUCGCCGAGUUUACAACUUCUGGCGCAGUCCGGGAGCAGCAGCAGCAGCAACAACAAAUACGCUGGUUACGCGUUGUCGGCGGAUGCGAAACGUGCCGCAUUGUUGGAAGCCGAAACCGAGCGGUUAAAACUGAACGCAUUCCUGCAAAUGCAUACUUUACCACCGUCAUUAUCUUUGACUUUGUCAAAGCCACAACGAGACGCGACUGAGGACAUGACGUCGGUGUUGUCGAAUGCCUUGCGUCGAGGUACGAGCUCCGUCGAUUUGGCUGUUGCGGCGAGCGGAUUAAUGAAGGCGCCGCCACCACCAGCGCACCAGUCCCGUAGUCAGAGCAACCUUAGUAGCAGUCGCAGUAGUACGCAGCGCAGGACUGUCAGCGCGUCGCCUCUGCAAUUGCCAGGAUUCGACGCCAGUUCGGGAUCCAUGGAUUUGACCAAAUGGUCCUCUGCAUCCAAGUCCCCGUCGCCGGCGAGUUCCACGAGCGUCGGUCAAGUGCUUGGGAGCGCAGCCCCCUCGUCUCCCAUGGAUCUUUCAGGGCCGUCGAAAUCACAAGCUGAGGAAGGUGGCGACAACAAUCUUCUUCUAGAUUUGCAAGCUCGAUCGAAGAAAACUGGGUCGCAAUCCGGAGGGCUUUCCUCUUUGGAACUCACACUGAGCAAAAUCAAAAAACGAAAGAUGGAGGCUACCGAACUCCAAGCGAACAAGCGCAAAAAGCUCGAUAAUAUUGUGAAGGGCUUGUCCGCUGCACGAUCCGGGGGCGAAGCCGCCUCCAACUUCUCCUUAUUUUCUGGCGCUGGAGACUCUUCGAAAACGGAGGAAGUCGAGCUGACUCGGAAAAAGAACGACGAGCCGCGCGCUGCUCUCAGCUUGACGGAUACCUCGGAAGCCUGGAAUGCAUCGCUGAAGCAAAAGCCAAGCGAGCCAAGCACCAGCAGUCGCAAAGAUUCUAAAGAUAAGCGCCUACCACACUUCGGCCGCGCUAAUAUCACCAUCACCCCGAUUCCACCGAAGGCAUCAACUUCCACAUCGUCCGCCGCUUCUGCGACCACGCAAUCGAGUGCUUAUUUCCAGCACAGACAGGAUUCGAAAGAGUCAAAAGUACAUCGGUGGCUGGAGCAGAUGGGCACGUCACCGUGGGAUAUGCAGAAAAUCGCGAAGUCCGUUGCUUCGAGUUGUAAUUCUCUGUCGCAAAAGCAGCCGCAUGGUUCAGCCUUGAGGCAGAGGUUGAAUGCCAGCCCUACUCGCCCUGCCACAAGCUCUGGGACAACUGCGUCUUCAUCCAAUGCGGGCACGACGUCAACGUCUUUUGAUUGGAAUAAGAUGUCCGGUGAAGAGAAUGUCCCAGUUUUGCAUCGUAUCACGGGCAAGAAGCUUGUGGGCCAGAAGGCGCCGCAACUGAAGCAUCUGGCGCGAUGGUUGUUGGAGAAUCCGUCCUACGACGUGGACCCGAAGUGGGCGGAGGCGAUGAAGUCCAAAGGGACGCUGCCUGAGAGCCUGGCUAAGCAGUUAUCGAAGGAGACGGAUCUGACGCAAGCCCUAUUGGGACAGGCUGCAGUGGCAUUUCCAGGCCUGUUCGGUAUGGACACUACUUCCAAGAACGUCGCCGCUGCAGCAGCCGCGCAGCAGCUCAACUUCCCACUUGGUAUGGCUGCUGCCGCCGCAGCCGGGAUGAACCCACUUGCGCUCAGCAACCCACUUUUCGCAAACCUGGCGUCCUUCGGCAUGACAGGCAUGUUCGGUGCAGGGGACAUGCCGUACUCAGCGUUUUCGGCCACCGAUAUGGCUGCCAUGGCUGCCGCUGCAGGGCUCACGGUCCCUGGGUUAACACCUACUCCACAGCCUGCAUCGAAAGAUAAAGGUUCGGCAGAUCGACGCUCAAGAUCUACGAGUCGUAGCGGCCGUUCGGGAGGAAUAAGCUCGUCAAGUUCUUCGAUGAGUCGACAAGACAGCAAGCAGGCAGCUGCCGCGGCUGCGGCAUUGUCACAAUCGACUGCCGCCUUCCCGUACCUGUUUCCAAACCCUGCGGCUUUCAUGUAUCCGCCCUUGAACAUCGGUAGUUUGGCUGGUUUUCCUGGACUCAGUUCCGCGACUACAACAGGUACUGCGUCCACGUCAAACUCGUACGCUUCCUCGAUGACGAGCGAUAUGAAGUCGGUCAGUUCAGCACCGACGUCGCUCGUGUCGUCUGGGCUCACCGCGGCGUCUUUGGCAGGAUUUCCGCCUGGUUUCGCCGAAGCUUUUGCGUCACAGCAACAAGCAACGACCUCGCGGUCGGUGUCUGGGUCGCGUCGUUCGAAGACGACUCACGAGACGCCAGUGAAAACGUCAGCUGGACACUCAAGUCGGACAGAAGGCAGUCUGGGGCAGUCCACCUCCUCGGGUAGUUCUCCAGCGAGCGCCGCAUCCCCAGGCUCUUCGGCGCCUCGUGUCGGGACCGUGUCACCCGCGGACUCCGCAGCUCGCCAUCACAGUUCUCACAAGACCAGAGACCACCACCACGGCGGCAGCAACAACAGCGGUGCGGGUGUUGGCGGCGGCGGAUCAUCGCGAUCCCGCUCUCACUCCGGGAAGCCGGCAGCCGAAGUAGUCAAGAAGCCGAGCCCAUCACCGGUCUCCGCCGAAGUGCAGAAAACCGAUACGGUGGAGACGGAAAAUCUGCAAGGCCCCGAAGUAGAAGAUGGCGACGCCAGUUCGCGCGGGUCAGGUGAGAAGAAACGCGAGUUGCGAUCGUCGACGUCCGCGCAGUCGGCGGCGGUUGCGCCACCGCCGAGUCGUCGGUCGCGACGACCUUCGAAGCCCAAGGACCGUGGGCAAUCAACCCGGCCAAAACCCGGGGAUGGGAAAUUGGAUAAGAUGGAUGAAGCUGGAGAAGAGGAAUCGGCAAUGGCCGUACCGUUAGACACUCCCGAACCCGAGGCAGUCAUAGAAUCCAUCGCGACCCCGGUUCAACUUGUUGCGGAGGUCGAAGAACCACCGCAGCAACUGCUUGGAGAUGAACUCGUUGACGCGGAGCGUGAGGCGAAAGACAGUUCUGGGUCCCACCGCCGGAAGCGCGAGCGCGAACCUGAGCCCAAACUGAGAUCCUCAUCCCGCACUGCCGCGGCCGUAGCGAACGUGAAAAUGUCCUCCCUGGUGGACACUCGUUGCGGCCUGGGUUCUGGUUCGAAAGCAGGAUCUGGUGAGGACGUGAGGAAAACGGACGGCGGGAAACUGACGGGUCGCAAAGGACACCCGUCAUCCGGCGAGGACGAGUCUGUGGGCUCACCGAAGACGAAGCGCCCCAGGACGGGCGAAGAAUCACCGCCCUAAACAUUCUUCGAAUCGGUGACGUGAAAGAAUAGCUUAAAUCUGUCUCCUUGUGGUUAAGGACGCGCUUGCCGUGCAGCGAUCCGAUCUUCUUUUUUUUUAUAUGUGUUGGUGGGUAGGGGAUUGGAAAUGACGAACUGAUCAGUAGAAAAAUCGCCGCACGAUUCGAUAACUUGAGUAAAGUAACAUAGUUGACGCUUGAAAGGAAAAGAAAAACUACAGGAAAAGCGAUGACCGCCUUGGACAUGCGAUGAUGAAAAUUAUAUACGGAGAUUUUGAAAUGGUGGAGACGAAAUGGGAAGGAAUUCCUUCCGAACGGAGGGGAAUUCCGCGGAGGUUGCUAAUCGCUUCGCUGAUUCUCGCCUGUAUUUAGCAUUGGCGUGAUCUAUUCGUCUAUUUUGGUGUAAUUUUUGGUGUCCCUAAUAUUUUUGAAGUGUGGCUGGCGCAAAAAUUAUAUUCGGGAUGUUUUUUCUUCCUCGGUUUUCCUGCGCUGGGGAUGUGUUUCGCAUUUUCCGACAGCAUGGAAAUCGUGGAUCAUUAGUGUUAAAGACUUCUGCGUGUGUUCGUGUUGCUGCGUUGGUUGGCUGGUUGAUUGAUUAAUUGGUUUGUUCGCUCCUCUUGGUCGUGUUUUUGUGGGUGCACUGAGUCCAAGUUGUUGGUAAAGCUUGCGUUGUGGUGGUGGUGUUCGGUGGUGAUGAUGCUACGCAAUGACUUGGUAGAAGGUUGAAGGGUGACGAAAGGAAUGGAGAAAGUGUAAGAGCGAAUUGGAGUAGUGAUCAGGCGGUGAUGAAGAAGAAACGGAGAAGGUGGGGAGGGUCAAGGAUUCAAGGGCUGCUGAUUUUUUUGGUUGAGACUUGGAUUUUUUUUCUUUUAUUCAUGAACGUUCCGUGUGUUCCGCGUUGUUCCUUGCGUAGCGUUGGUCCGAAACGGGAGAAUAGCGAGAACCGACUUGAUUCGCAUACCCCCUGUUACUUUUGGUUCGGUAUUAUCCUAGCGCGGUUGAGUUCCUGGCGUGUGCGGGAACGUGCAGAAGGGAUCUUUGUGUCAUUGAUUCGAAGGCUUUUCACUUUUCUCGACUACGUUGGAUUUUUUGUGAUAAUGUAUUUUAAGCGCAACGCAAAUUUUGAUCGAAGGAUUCGCUCCCCGUGUUGAGUAUUUUUAUUUUAGUCCUUUCCCUCGCGGCGCGACGAAGUGGAUUGACAGUCGGAUUCCGCGGCUGGCCGGUGCGCCGGCUGCCGACGGGGGCGCAGUUGCUAGGACUAGAUUGGUGGCUUUUUUUUUAUUCCAGCUGUAAAUGCGUUGUUGAUACGAGCUUUGUGCGACUGCGAAUUCGCUAGAAUCUUACGAUUUGUCUGCAGUGAAUCUUCCCCGUCUGGUACGGACGAUAUGUGUCCGCUUCUUGUUGUUUUUGAUGGACACUGCCGUCGCCGGGGCGGUUUUUUUUUAUUUCCCCCCUCCUCACUCCGCAACGCGAGAAAUGUGUUUCUCUGGGUUCUGGUCUAGACACGCAAACGGAAGGUCGUCUUCACGACUGCUGGGGAACGCGAGGAGGGAGCGACAUCCGGACUUGUUCAAACUCGAAUUAUUCGACGAUGUUGGCAUCUCUUGUUCCGCGCGGCCGCGUUCGAGACCUUCUGCUUCGUUCAGUUGCUUGAUCAAAUCGUGUUGUUAGCUCCAUGCGUGCACCCGAUUGUAUGAAUAGCUUGGGGUGUCUCAAUAAACUUAAAUUUAUGGAUUUCGAAA
Notodromas monacha is the source of this 8730-nucleotide messenger RNA. Lineage: Eukaryota; Metazoa; Arthropoda; Ostracoda; Podocopida; Cyprididae. The record is from the annotation of a GenBank genome assembly.